UUUGGCGGGGGUGACUCAGCUCGUGCUCCUAUGCAGCAUUGUCACAAGAGCGGGGGCGGUGGGCCUGAAUCUGGGGGAGGUGGUGCAUCCAGGUGGCGGAUGGGAAGAGGACGUUGCACAAGCAGCGAGUCAGGUGGUGAAGCGCUACCUGGCUGGAUGUCACCUGGUGCUGGCCGCCCCUCGCCCCUCGCGUGCACUGCCUCACCUCAUCAGGCGUCUCUCUGAGGUGGGCGAGCUGGCAGUGUUCCUGCAGCCUUGCGGGGACGCCAAGCUGCUCCACGGAAGCACCAAAGAAAAAGUCUUCCAGGGGAAUGAUGGAGUGCCGUACUUUUGGCGCGAGGUGUGGGGGUCCAGCAAGGCCACGUGUCGCGCCUUCCUGCUUGACCACACCGCUUGCGGCACCGAUACAGCCGCCAGAUUGGUGUCGUGGUCUGGGUUGUGGCUGCAGCCCAGGACUCGGGUGGUUCUGAUUGGCAGUGGGGAGGACGUUAACGAGCUCUUCCAACACUCAGCUCUUCGCAAUUCUCUUCACGUCCUCUACAUCACACGUCGUUUUUUCACGUCACACGAUGCGAGAAAGACGACAAAAAACAUAGGUAAGCGCCGCGCCGUGGAGGUGUACAGUCGGUGCCUUUACUGCACGGCGCAGGAAGCCAGACCACGGUUACUUCACCACUGGGACUUGGAAGACGGCAUAUCUAAGAACGUUGAAAUAUUUAAUGGUGAUGCAGAGGACUUCAAGGGUUUCAAGUUGAUCGUUGUUUCGCUGUCCUAUUUUCCGUACAUAAGCUACAAGUAUGUCCAAAGUGCUACCGGCCCGAUAGUACUCUACCUUGAGGACUCUCUCAACACUCGCAUGCUUAACACUCUUGCUCGGCAUAUGAACUUUACGUACGAACUGCGGCAUGCGUCUGACGGGAAAUUCGGAACGCCGGCGGAAGGCGGUAACUGGACAGGUGUGGUGGGCACUCUGCAGCACGAGAUGGCAGACUUCUCCAUGGACCUGACAGUGACGCCCCAGAGAGCAGAGGUGGUGGAAUACUCAAGGGCAUACAUUGAUGAGUCCCUUGUGAUUCUGUCGUCCAAACCAAAACCCUUGCCUGAGUACUUGUCUGUUGUCAGACCUCUUGAAGGCGAGGUGUGGGGAGCAAUUGUGAUGUGCGUCAUGAUCUGGGGCUCAGUGCUGUGGAUGAUGGAGAGACUGUCGCACUGGAUUAGCGGAAGGCGUUACCUCAGCUUCACGUCGUCCAUCUUCUAUGGCUGGGGUCUGCUGCUUGAGGAUCGACCCUUUGAACCUCCUUCCACCACGUCCAGCCAGAUCCUUGUUGGCACGUGGUUGCUCGUGUAUCUAAUAGUAUCGCCAGCCUACAGAGGCUCUCUCAUCUCUCAUCUAGUGGUGGAAAGCAAAUCAUCCGUUAUAAACAGCAUGGAGGAGCUGGCGGAGCGGGGAAAGACUCAAAGCUGGGUCUGGGGCGUCUCAGGAGUUCCAAUGACAGGCGCAUAUAGACCGUUUUUUGCCUCCAGUCCCAGUCCAGCCGUGCUUGAAGUUUACAAGUACAUUGAGAUUGUCGAAAAGGAAGAAGGAAUGGCAAGAGUCUUGGAAGGAGGUUUCUCAUACAUCGACAACUAUUACUUCAUCAAAACACUGGUGUCCACGUACUACACGGACAGGACAGGCUACACCCCUGUCCACAUCAGUACCACCCGCUACCCGCUGUACGGUGGCAACGGCUGGGCAUUCCGGAAAGGGGCGCCCUUCCGCUCACGCAUCAAUAACGGCAUACAGCGGUUCCUGGACGCGGGGCUCAUCACGACGUGGAUGGAUGAAGUCAUUCUUUCCAAAGUCAGAAGGGAACGGGAGGCACUAAAGGAGAAAGACGUUGGAUCGCAGCUCACUCUCGAAACAGCCAGCGACGGUCAGGUGGUGCUUGGUCUCAGUCACCUGCAGGGCACAUUCUACACGCUCUUUCUGGGUCACACUCUGGCUUCCCUUUCCUUCUUCUGCGAGAUUGUACUGAGGCGCCGCUGACUAUGCAAAUGCAGACUGCCGAGCGAGAAUAUACGUGCUAAGAUAGCGAAUAAAAUGUGCUUCCUGUACUUCUGCAAGGACACUAACCAACUGAAUAUGAUUUUAUUUCUGCUCAUUGUAACUUUUUUUCUGCAAGCUAACUUC
This is a messenger RNA of Scylla paramamosain (green mud crab), 2173 nucleotides long. Its product is annotated as glutamate receptor-like. Bases 857 to 2029 code for a protein of 390 amino acids. NCBI's taxonomy places the organism in Eukaryota, Metazoa, Arthropoda, Malacostraca, Decapoda, Portunidae. The record is from RefSeq and is a predicted model, not a curated record. Gene Ontology annotation, cellular component: membrane. Gene Ontology annotation, molecular function: ligand-gated monoatomic ion channel activity. The transcript is spliced from 11 exons.